Clavispora lusitaniae ATCC 42720 is the source of this 1176-nucleotide messenger RNA. RefSeq lists its product as uncharacterized. Gene Ontology annotation, cellular component: mitochondrial outer membrane. NCBI's taxonomy places the organism in Eukaryota, Fungi, Ascomycota, Pichiomycetes, Serinales, Metschnikowiaceae. The record is from RefSeq and is a predicted model, not a curated record. Gene Ontology annotation, biological process: extraction of mislocalized protein from mitochondrial outer membrane. Gene Ontology annotation, molecular function: ATP binding; ATP hydrolysis activity.
AUGUGCACCCGUACACCAGUAACUAACGUGCUACUCCUCGGUUUCACCAAGGACUGUGCGCAACAUAAAUAUAUAACCACGCUUUUCUUCCACAAAAUGAACAGGUUCAAGUUAGAAUUCUUGGGCAUGAAGCUUGAUCUCAAGCUAUUGGGUGACAUUUUCUUUCUCACAGGGGCUGGGCUUUCUAUGUAUUAUAUGAUAAACCACCUUCUCAACGACUCUAUAGACAACUCUGUUCGCAGCAAGGAACUGAAGAAAAAGAGCUCAAGUGUGUUGAAAAAGAUCCAAAACACAAAUCCAGACCUUAAAGAUAUUUCGCUUAAUGAGUAUGAAAAAUCAUUACUCAACUGUUUGGUUACACCGGAAGACAUUUCUGUCAGUUUUGACGAUAUCGGAGGUCUUCAACAUAUUAUUGAAGAAUUACAUGAAGCGGUUAUUUUGCCUCUUACGGAACCCGAACUUUUUGCAGCACAUCUGUCAUUGGUGAACUCCCCCAAAGGUGUAUUAUUUUAUGGACCUCCUGGCUGUGGAAAGACAAUGUUGGCAAAAGCGAUUGCCAAAGAGAGUGGAGCAUUUUUCCUACUGAUUCGUAUGCUGACUGUCAUGGACAAGUGGUAUGGAGAGUCCAAUAAAAUAGUCGACGCGAUUUUUUCUUUGGCCAACAAAUUGCAGCCGUGUAUCAUUUUCAUUGACGAGAUUGAUUCUUUCCUAAGAGACCGCUCUUCGGCUGACCAUGAGGUGAGUGCGUUGUUGAAAGCGGAAUUCAUGACCUUGUGGGAUGGUCUCCUUUCAAAUGGCCAGAUAAUGGUGAUGGGCGCCACUAACCGCCAAAAUGAUAUCGAUCUGGCAUUCAUGCGGAGGUUGCCAAAACGUUUUGCUAUUAGCAAACCGGACAGAGAUCAAAGGCGCUCGAUUUUACAAAAAAUUCUCCGUGAUGCCAAGUUGGACGACGAUUUUGACUUGGAGACUGUAGUUAUUGCCACAGAAGGCUUCAAUGGCUCUGAAUUGAGGGAAUUGUGCCGCGAAGCUGCUCUUCGCUCAAUGAAAGAUUACAUCAGACUGAACUACAAGAAUGGAAGAAAGCGGAAUGAAAAUGUCGACCCUUCAAUGGUUCGCCCCCUCAUGACAAGAGAUUUUCUCAGAGAAGGCGAGAUCCCGGCAAGCUUGGUGGACUGA